CUGCGCCACUUGUUUCCGGUACAACUUCUGGUUAGAGUUCUCAUUCUGAUACGUUUAAACGUUUUAUCAUACUCACGUUAUUUAUUUUAAGCAUGUAAAUAUGAGCAGGUUAUGUGAAGAAUUGUCGCUCGAGCACAUAGACGAUUGGUUUGCCAUCGGUAAAGCAGCCACUGCUAGGACAGUUAAUCGUAGCACGACAGGUGGUCAUGGCUGGAGUCUACAUACCGGCCCAGUUCCAGCCCGUAUUGUAGGCCGAGGUGCUGCAACUGCAAGUGCAAGGAUUGAUACAGAAGGUUAUGAAGAUUCAGAGACAGAGUACGCUGCGAAAUACACAGAAGAGGAGGAGCAAUCUAUUAUUCAGAAUGAUCCGAACGCUGAUGCUGUGGCAUCCACCUCCUCAGCUGCUAAGUCAUCUAACAUUGAUGACAUCGAGUUGGACAGUUUUGGUGCUGGAAGCGAUCCAGAAGAUGAAGAGAAGCAGGCAGUGUCUGUCAGGGUCUACAAGAAUUACCCGUUCAAGCGCAGCUACGAUCGAAGUCUUGUCAUCACCAAGUAUCGCGAAAAGAUCUUGAACACGAUCGAGAGCAAUCAGGUGACAGUGAUCCAGGGAAGCACUGGCAGCGGAAAGACGACCCAGGUGCCACAGUACAUCCUGCACCACUACACGGCGAUGGGACGCCAUUGCAACAUCAUCGUCACGCAGCCACGGAGGAUUGCUGCCAUCAGCAUUGCGAACCGGGUGUGCAAGGAACAAGACUGGCACGUUGGCAGGCUCGUCGGUUACCAGGUUGGGCUCGAAAAGGUUGUGUCCGAUGACACGCGUCUGGCGUACGUCACCACGGGAGUGCUGCUGGAGAAAUUCGUGCACGGCAAGACGAUGACGGAUUACACCCACGUCAUUCUGGAUGAGGUGCACGAGCGUGACCAGGAUACAGACUUUGCCCUGCUUGUCGUCAGAAAAUUACUCAGAUCAAACUCUAGGCAUGUCAAGGUGGUGCUGAUGUCGGCUACGUUUGACUGCGACAUGUUCGCACAGUACUUCUCCAUUCCAGUGGAAGGUCACUUAGAGCCUGCACCAGUGUUUAACAUUGAAGGAAAAUCAUUUCAAGUACAGGAGUUCUACGUCGAAGAACUGAGGACGAUAGGAACGGUACCUCUGCCAGAUCCUUAUGAACCAAAGAUUACCGAUGAAGCGAUUGAUCUCACCUAUAAGUUGAUAAAGGAGUUUGAUAGGAUGGAGAUGAGAGAGCAGAACGUUCAGGCCGGCCGGUUCGCACCGCAGCGGGACUCCGUCCUCAUCUUCAUGCCCGGGAUCUUCGAGAUCAGGAGAAUGGACGACAUCCUCACGAGCGAUCCGUCGUUGGGUUACUGGGUGCUGCCACUGCACUCCACUAUAACAGGAGAGGAGCAGGCGAGAGCAUUCAACAAGCCAAAGCCUGGGCAACGCAAGAUCAUUCUGAGCACAAACAUCGCAGAGAGUUCGAUCACCGUACCGGACGUGAAAUUUGUCAUCGACUUCUGUCUGACGAAGAGCCUCGUGUGCGACACGGAGACCAACUACACGAGCCUGCAGCUGGAGUGGGCGUCGAAGGCGAACUGCGUGCAGCGGAAGGGCCGAGCCGGCCGCGUGUCGAGCGGCCGCGUCUACCGCAUGGUCACGAGGAAAUUCUACGAGAGCUGCCUGCCGGAGUACGGCACGCCGGAGAUGCAGCGAUGCCCUUUGGAGAAGCUGGCAUUGAAGGUCAAAGAACUUGACCUUGGUGAGCCAAAGGCGAUCUUGGGCCUUGCACUGCAGCCUCCCAACCUGAGUAACAUAGAGCGCACUAUUCUUCUAUUAAAGGAGGUAGGAGCGCUGCGGCUCACGAGUCGAAACGAGUUCAACGCGUACGACGGAGACCUGACGUUCCUUGGCCGCAUGCUCAACUACCUACCCGUCGACGUGCGCCUCGGCAAGCUGCUGUUCAUGGGCCACGUGUUCGGCUGCCUCAACGAAUGCCUCAUCAUAGCGCUGCAGCAAGAUUGGCUGUGGCACAUGCAGUUCAAACCGGAUGGAGGGCGGAGCCGACAGCAAGAUGAGUACAACUGGUGUCGGAGUUUCAUGAUCCAGAUGAAACGCCUGCACGAUACGGAGAUGUUGAUAACUGAGCUACAGAAAAGGCUGGCAAACUUCAACAUACACCCUCCGUCGAUGCCCACUAGUAACUAUAUGGCCUCAGAAGACUCUCUUGUCUUAAAGAUGGUGCUCUGUGGCGCCUUCUACCCGCACUACUUCAUCAAUGGAGAGCUGGAUGAGGCAUGUGUCGUGAAAGAGCUGUCUGGAAAAGACCCGUACAAGACAGUCAUGAUAUGGGGAUUGCCUGCAGAAGAAAAUAUCUUGUACAAAUCGCCCAUUGAGAAGCUGCUGCGGGACUGUGAGUCUCCGUUCAAGACUCACUUCGAAGGGUCCAAAGCGUACAUCGAGUUUCAAUCAAGAGACAUGCCGGGGCGACGUUUGCCGGAGGACAACAGGCGUGUGAGCCGGAUCAACGAGGCCGUCUACCUAGCUGUGAAGAUGAAGCAACUGAAAAUGCCAGGGUUAUUGCUAGAGAUGCUAGACAAGAACGUAGUGAAAAACGCACUGCUAGAGAUGGGAAAACAGGCGGAGAACCAGAGGCGAUCUCUGCAACUUGGAACCAACAGGGUUACGGCAGUGACUCGGAAUGCAGCCAUGGGAGCGUCGGGAGGCGGUCGCGACAAACAAGUGGCGCUACCUAAGCUCAGCACUUCCUGCGUAAAACUCCGCCCCCUACAUGUGGUGCGGUGUGGACAUUUCUGGGCAGCAUAUGACGAUGACGACACGAGUUCCUUGUUAGCGGCCGUUCAGCUGGGUAUUGGACGCGUCGUCGACUCUCUGCCGCUGCUGCAGCCCGUUCUGCUGGACAUGCCCUGCCUCGCACCGUACCUGGAUCCGAGCACGGACCACGUCGACUACUACCGCGCAACCAUCGACAAGAUCGUCAACGCUCAGCACGUGCUUGUGUUCUUCGUCGACUACGGAAAUACGGAGGUGGUCGCUCGGAACAUGUUGCGAGAGAUGCCAGCCGACCUCCGGGAGCUUCCGUCUCAGGCCAUGGAAUGCAUACUGGCUGAGAUUCAGCCGUCGCCUGUUAUGUGUCCGAACGGAGAGUGGAACGAGUCGUCGGACACACUCUUCAAGCAGCUGCUCUACGGUGUCGUCGUCUUCGCCAAGGUCUACUCGGUGGUCAACCACGUGCUGAGAGUCCACCUGGUAGCGCGUCUGCCCAACGGGACGGAACGCAGUUUCAAUGAGGAGCUUAUAAAGAGAAAAUUUGCCUGUCCUGUAAAGGAGAGCUACCUGUCGGAGCAAAACCACAAGCAGAGAGAGGGUGUCCAGUCGGGCCUGAUCAAGGAGGUGGAGGACUCAGAGCAGGACGAUUGGAUGACCGUGAGCGUAUCGAUUGACUACCACUCGGCAAAGAAGCAACCAGGCAGUCGGGUACAGCUGCGUGGACCCCAUAGCCCACUUGAAAUGAAGAUACAUGGAAUGACGACUAUCUCCAAAGUCAGGCGAGUUAUCGUGGAACGAGACAGCGUCAAUUCAGUGUUGCUGGACAGCGAACCUAAUGACAGUCAUGCACGCCUCAUCGUAGCAGCCGGCGUUGGCCUCAGUCCCUCAGGUACUACGAUUACUGCCAGAAACACGUCCCUCCUCCCAAACAUACAUGGUCUUCCAGCCUUAGCCGCACUACUAUUUUGUCCCUACGCUGAAUUAAGGGCAGACAGAGCGAAAACUCGCUACACGGGUGCAUUGUGUGGGCUCGGGCCAGAUAAACGUGCCGCUGGAAACUCCCUGUUUUCUGACCAUGACAUCGAGAUUUGUUUCGACACUCACUUUGAUAUCAACGACCUCGUAAUGAUCAAACUGCAUUCGCUUGGAGAUCAACAACCGGCAGAU
This is a messenger RNA of Priapulus caudatus, 3955 nucleotides long. Its product is annotated as putative ATP-dependent RNA helicase TDRD9. Gene Ontology annotation, molecular function: ATP binding; RNA binding. The record is from RefSeq and is a predicted model, not a curated record. The annotation marks the transcript as partial. Gene Ontology annotation, cellular component: intracellular anatomical structure. Lineage: Eukaryota; Metazoa; Priapulida; Priapulimorpha; Priapulimorphida; Priapulidae. The transcript is spliced from 32 exons.